AUGCCACCGCGCAUAAAUCUCCUCACGGCCAUUCGGCGGACUCGCCCUCCCACAACAGUACAUAGCGGCUCUCCACUUCGAGUUCGAGAUAGCAUUUCGGGCGGUCCCGACUCCACAUUUAAUACGAUUGCCAUAGUGCGGAUAUGGCCAUGUCAAAGACGGCUGAACUCUACAUCGUCGAAGGGGCCAUUAACAGAUGUGGUUGAAGAUGAGGCGAAGGGGCCGAAUCAGGACCAAUUACCUCAUGUAAGUGAAGAGGCGGCUCAAACUGCUAGGAUACUUGAAGGAAAGAAAUGUGGUGAAGUCGGGGGACCAGAGUUGGAACAGGGGACACCCGUUGAGGAAAUUUUCAAACGUGAUAAAGAAGCUUUGAAGACAAUGCCAAAAGUUCUUCGUGAUCAAAUUUCGUCUGCAAAUAACGGUGGCGGAUCAUCACGGUCGUUUUCUACCCACGCCCGGCUCGGUCAGCAGGAUCGCCAGAUAGCUCCUGCAGGGCACGGCGAUUCAUCUGUUGUUUUCAAUAUGUUCAAGGCUGCUAAUGAAGGCCAGGAAAGUGUCGUUCAAAAGGAGGAUGGAGAGGAAGAGGAGGAGCUCAUCAAGUUCAGAUUGGGAAAAAGUUAUAAACUGAGGUACCGAUAUGAUGGUGUCAUGAACCUAUUUACAAAGUUAAUUAUGAAGCAUGGGAAGCUGAGUCUUGCGCAAAAGCACAUGGGACUUGUUCUUGAUCAUCUGCGUACUGCACCUCCACCAGCGAUUAAUCCGACCCGCGGUCUUAUCGAAAGCCCACCAAGCCCUCAACUGCCACUGUACCCCCUUGUCUACCUUCGCAAAACCGUUGACUCAGUUGCUCCAUUAUUCAAAGUUGUUCAGUUAAAGGGUAUUAUGGGUGGUGGAAUGUCCCUGCCUAUCCCUCGGGCACUCAAUAAACGCCAACGGCGGCGCAUUGCGAUCAAUUGGAUCAUUGAAGCAUCAAUGAAGAGAAAGGAUUCUAAGUUCUCGACUAGGCUUUCCAACGAGCUUGUUGCCGUUGCGGAAGGUAGAAGUGCUGUGUGGGAGAAGAGAAAUCAAAUCCACAAGCAGGCGGUAGCGGCCAGGGCGAAUAUCCGAUCGGGUGCGAGAAGGCGCUAG
Messenger RNA from Ophidiomyces ophidiicola, 1128 nucleotides. RefSeq lists its product as uncharacterized. Gene Ontology annotation, cellular component: ribosome. The record is from RefSeq and is a predicted model, not a curated record. Gene Ontology annotation, biological process: translation; ribosomal small subunit assembly. Lineage: Eukaryota; Fungi; Ascomycota; Eurotiomycetes; Onygenales; Onygenaceae. The coding region runs from base 1 to 1128 and encodes 375 amino acids. The transcript is spliced from 3 exons. Gene Ontology annotation, molecular function: structural constituent of ribosome; rRNA binding; mRNA binding.